ACGGGGCGGGGGCGGUGCCUGGGCGGUGCACCAAUCACAGCGCGUCCUGCCCUAUAUAAGGCCUGAGGCGCCCCAGGCGUUGUACGCCACUCGCUGGUUGUUACUUCUGGUGGUGCGUCUGUGGUUAUGUCUGAGACUGCGCCAGCAGCCCCAGCCGAACCUGUUUUAUCUUCUAUGGAGAAGCCUCCAGCCAAGAAGCGAGGGAAGAAGCCGGUUGGCUUGACGGGUGGAAGUCGCAAAGCUCCAAGUUCGUCUGUGUCCAAGUUGAUCACUGAGGCUCUCUCAGUGUCCCAGGAGCGAGCGGGCAUGUCGCUGGCCGCUCUCAAGAAGGCGCUGGCAGCUGCCGGCUACGACGUGGAGAAGAACAACAGGCGCAUCAAGAUGGGCCUCAAGAGCCUCGUGAGCAAGGGCACUGUGGUACAGACUAGGGGUACCGGCGCCUCCGGCUCUUUCAAGCUAAGCAAAAAGGCUACUCCUGAGCCCCCCAAGGGCAGAGUCAAAAAGGGCGCUUCUGCCAACGCUAAGAAGCUUGUCUUACCCAAGGGCUCGAAGUCUCCAAAGAGUGCCAAGACCAACAAGAGGACCAGCAAGGCGAGGACACCAGCAGCUCAGCCAUCUGCCAGAGGCGGCAGGAAGUCUAAAGGUGCCAAGGGCAAGCAACAGCUGAAGAGCCCAGGGAAGGGAAGAACUGGGAAGCCGAAGGCCGGCAAGCCCAAAUUAAGGCAGCAAAGGACAAAUCCUAGGAAGACAGCAUCCAAGAAGUAAGCGUUGUGAAAGACCAGUCUCGGAGAACCCAAAGGCUCUUUUAAGAGCCACCUAAAUGAUCCUAAAAUGGCGUGACGCUGGAGGCUUGUGGAAGUCUUGAGUAUCAAGUGUUAGACCAUCUCACUGUCUGGACAAGCAGAUGUCAUUUUCGUAAAGUGGUGUCUCACCUGGACACGUGGUACACAUACACAUCUUCAAGGGUUCAUAUAGUUCAGAAUAUUCUGGUACUGCCCAAUCCGGAAAAGCUGGCUUGUUACACACUACGGUUAGAAUAUGGUACGUAUCUUGCCGUGUAAAUUUUAAGUACUCUUGUAGAACUACCCGUGUUUGUGGAGGUAAGUGGAGAUAGAUCAGCUCAGCGCCGAAACGUCUGUUUCUUUCUAAGGAAGCACUAUGUUUUAGAUUACAAAAGUAUGUAGUGACAUGCUAACCAGGAUUUCUUAACUUCGUGUCCACAGACUUUAGAGCCCAUAUAGAAAUCAAGAGAGAAAGGUCUUGAGAAACCAAAAGGUCUCUCAGAAUUUGGAUUUAUGGGAAAUGUUUUAGUCUUCAUCUCUUAAUUUUUAACUGAAAUUUUCUUCCGUUGUAUGAUUGAUAGGAACCAAGUAUUUUCAGGUUGCA
Molecule: messenger RNA, 1386 nt
Organism: Equus quagga
Lineage: Eukaryota; Metazoa; Chordata; Mammalia; Perissodactyla; Equidae
Gene: H1-6
Product: H1.6 linker histone, cluster member
Exons: 1
Coding region: 127-765 (212 amino acids)
Biological process (GO): nucleosome assembly
Cellular component (GO): nucleosome
Molecular function (GO): structural constituent of chromatin; DNA binding
Source: RefSeq, a predicted model, not a curated record